AUGCCCCCAGAGGCCUUGCCAGAGGUAGUGGCGUCCCCAGGGACCAUGCCAGUGGCGGUGGCUCCCCAGGGACCAUGCCAGUGGCGGUGGCUCCCCAGGGGCGGUGGCACCCACAGGGGCCCUGCCGGGGGCUGUUUUGGUACCCCCAGGAGCCUUGCCAGGGGAGGUGGAGCCAAUGGGGGCCCUGCCAGGAACAACAGCGAACCCAGGGGACCUCCCAAGGGUGGUGGUUCUCAUAGGGGCGAUGGUGCCCUCAGAGGCCCUACCAGGGGCCUUCCCAUGGACAGCGUUGCCCCAAGGGGACCAUUCAAGGGCGAGGGUCCUUCCCUUACUCCUACACCCCAGGGCCCUGCCAUGGACAGCGGCGCCCCCAGGGGAUCUCCUAGGGGUGGCGGCGCCCCCAGGGCCCUUCCAGAGCCAUUGGCACAACAAGUGGCCCUGCCAGAGGUGGUUGCGCUGCCACGGGGACUUCCAGGGGCGGUGGUGCCCACAGAGGCCUGCCAAGGGGCAACGACGCCCCCAGGGUCUCUUCUUAGGGGCAGCGGUGCCCCAUAG
Molecule: messenger RNA, 555 nt
Organism: Homarus americanus (American lobster)
Lineage: Eukaryota; Metazoa; Arthropoda; Malacostraca; Decapoda; Nephropidae
Product: translation initiation factor IF-2-like
Exons: 2
Coding region: 1-555 (184 amino acids)
Source: RefSeq, a predicted model, not a curated record